CGCCGCGGCCGGGCUCGGCUCGGGGCGAUCGGAGCACCAUGAACCGCUUCAAGGCGUCCAAGUUCCGGCACACCGAGGCCCGGCUGCCCCGCAGGGAGGCCUGCAUUGUGGGCAUCCGAGCGGGCUGCGCCGCGGGCAGCGGGAGCCAGGUGAAGGCCGGCUGCCGCUGGGUCGCCUUCAGCACCGAGGCAGCAGGUGUGCUGGGCAUCGUGGCGCUGGAGUGCGAGGAUGGAGGCACGAGGACCGUGUCUCAGCUCUGCUGCCACUCAGAUGUGGUGACAGACUUUGACUUCUCACCCUUUGAUCAGCUCCUGCUGGCUACAGGCUCUGCUGAUGAGACGGUGAAGGUGUGGCACCUUCCCAAGAGCGGCCAGGACAUGCCCAGUGCCGCGGGGCUGACCCUGGCGCCUGGCGGGGGCCCUGUGGAUGUGCUCCAGUUCCACCCCACGGCAGACGGCGUCCUGGCCAGCGGUGCAGGGAAGCGAGUCACUGUCUGGGACGUGGGGCAGCAGGAGCCGCUGACAGCCCUGGAAGCACACGGGGACCAGCUUCGGAGCCUGACCUGGAAGCGAGACGGCCGCCUCCUGGGCACCUCCUGCAAGGACAAGAAACUGCGAAUCUUUGACCCCCGAGCCAGCCCAGCCGCCUCCCAGAGCGUCCUGGGACACGAGAACAACAAGGACUGCCGGCUGCUCUGGAUGGGCUCCAGCGAUUGCCUCAUCUCCGUGGGGUUCAGCCAGAUGCGGGAGCGGGAGGUGAAGCUGUGGGAUGCGCGGCAGUUCAGCGCAGCGAUGCUCACCGUGACACUGGACACCUCACCCGGGGCAGCCAUCCCGCUGUACGACGACGACACCAGACUGCUGGUGUUGGCAGGGAAGGGAGAAAACCUUCUGUACUGCUUUGAGGCAGCAGUGGUGCAGCCGGCGCUCACCCCGGUGACCCAGUGCCGGAUGGAGGGCAGGACGCGUGGGCUGGCGGCCGUGCCACGCCUGGCCCUGGACGUGAUGGCCUGCGAGGUGCUGCGUGUGCUGCAGCUCACUGACACCGCGCUCGUCCCCAUCAGCUACGUGGUGCCGCGCAAGUCCGUCCAGGACUUCCAUGAGGAUCUGUUCCCUGACUGCGCCGGGAUGCUGCCAGCCACCAGUGCCCAGGCCUGGUGGGCAGGGGACAGCCAGCAGCAGGUGAGAAGGGUGAGCCUACACCCCGCACGGAGACCCACAGAGACCUUCACCUCCUCGGUCAUCGCCUGCGCCCAGCCACAGGCGGCUGACACCAGCCCCGCUGACGGUGACACCGGCCCCACCGACACUGACACCAACCGGAGCGAGGGCAGCGGCUACUCAUCGCCGUCCUCGCUGGCCUCACCAGGCAGCACCAGCGGCUCCCUUUCAGCCAGCACCGGCCCCUCCAGUGGCUUCGCCAGCAGCCCCAGCCAGAAGUCUCUCCAGAGCAUUUUGGGGCCCAGCUCCCGGUUCCGGCAUGCGCAGGGCAGGGUGCUGCACCGCGACACCCAUCUCACCAACCUGCGGGGGCUCAGCCUUACCACGCCGGGUGAGAGCGAUGGCUUCUGCGCCAACCGCCUGCGCGUCGCCCUCCCACUGCUCUCUGCCGGUGGGCAGAUCGCCAUCCUUGAGCACUCCCGGCCUGGCCGUCUCCCCGAUGUGGCCGUGCCCACCAUCCAGAACGGCGUGGCUGUGGCUGACCUCUGCUGGGACCCAUUCGACACGCGGCGCCUGGCCGUGGCGGGUGAAGAUGCCAAGAUCCGUCUGUGGCGCAUCCCCGAGGGAGGGCUGCGGGAGCCGCUGCGGGAGCCUGAGGCCGUGCUGCAAGGUCACACGGAGAAGAUCUACUCCAUCCGCUUCCACCCUCUGGCCUCCGACCUCCUGGUCUCCUCCUCCUACGACAUGACGGUGCGGAUCUGGGAGCUGGGCACAGGGCAGGAGGCCCUGUGCCUGCAGGGACACACCGACCAGAUUUUCAGCAUGGCCUGGAGCCCCGAUGGGAUGAAGCUGGCGACAGUGAGCAAAGAUGGACGCUUACGGCUCUACGAGCCCCGGCGCAGCCUUCAGCCCCUGCAGGAGGGGCCAGGGCCCGAGGGGGGCCGUGGGGCACGCCUGGUUUGGGUUUGCAGCGGCGACUUCCUCCUGGUGUCCGGCUUUGAUAGCCGCAGCGAGAGGAAGAUCCUCCUGUACCGGGCGCAGGCGCUGCCUGAGGGACCCGUGUCUGUCCUCAGCCUUGACGUAGCCCCUUCCACCCUCCUGCCUUUCUACGAUGAGGACACCAGCGUGGUCUUCCUCACUGGCAAGGGCGACACCAGAGUCUUCCUCUACGAGGUGACGCCCGAGCCCCCCUAUUUCCUCGAGUGCAACAGCUUCACCUCCACCGAGCCCCACAAGGGUUUUGCGUUCCUGCCCAAGCCGGCGUGCGAGCUGCGGGACGUGGAGUUUGCGCGGGCGCUGCGCCUGGGGCAGAGCAGCCUCGAGCCCGUGGCUUUCCGCGUGCCGCGCGUCAGGAAGGAGUAUUUCCAGGACGACAUCUUCCCGCCGACGCGCGUGUGCUGGGAGCCGGCGCUGGGCGGCAGCGCCUGGCUGGCGGGACAGGACGGGCGGCAGCGCCGGCUCUGCCUGCGGCCCCCCGACAUGCUGCCAGCGAGCCAGGCCCCGAAGGACGCUCCGGCGCGGCGCUUCGUCCCUGCGGCCGUGUACCUGGAGGAGAAGAGCGAGGAGCAGAAGAAGGAGGAGCUGCUCAGCGCCAUGGUGGCUCGGCUGGGCAGCCGCCAGGACCCGCUGCCGCAGGACUCCUUCGAGGGGGUGGACGAGGCCGAGUGGGACUAGGCCGGGCCCGGCGCCCUGGAGCCGCGCGGGGACCCCGGCACGGGCGCGGCGGAGCGGCGGGAGCCGGGCGGGGCGCGGACAGCACAGCGGCGCGCGGCCGGGGCUCUGCAUUAAACCCGCUACAGCAGCCGCCGGCUCUGGCCGU
Molecule: messenger RNA, 2979 nt
Organism: Colius striatus (speckled mousebird)
Lineage: Eukaryota; Metazoa; Chordata; Aves; Coliiformes; Coliidae
Gene: CORO7
Product: coronin 7
Exons: 28
Coding region: 39-2834 (931 amino acids)
Molecular function (GO): protein binding
Source: RefSeq, a predicted model, not a curated record